GGAAGGAAGGAGGGAGUCAGGGACCGGGGCAAGGGGAGCAGCCGCGUUGAAAUCGGCUGGGGGGGCCGGAGGGAGCCGAGCGGAACCUGCGGGGGCGGAGGCGGCGGCCGCAGCGGCGAAGCUUGGGAGCAGGAACAGGAUCAAGUCCUCCAUACCAGGAACUAGGCCAAAACCAGAUUGCCACUGCCCCGACUUGGGCCCUACUGUCCUCAGAAAGCUGUUGUGAUCAUGGGUAAUAUCUUUGGAAACCUUCUCAAGAGCCUGAUUGGGAAGAAGGAGAUGCGCAUCCUGAUGGUAGGCCUGGAUGCUGCAGGAAAGACCACGAUCCUGUAUAAGCUGAAACUGGGAGAGAUCGUCACCACCAUCCCCACCAUUGGGUUCAAUGUGGAGACAGUGGAGUACAAGAACAUCAGCUUCACAGUUUGGGAUGUGGGUGGCCAGGACAAGAUUCGACCUCUCUGGAGACACUACUUCCAAAACACCCAAGGGUUGAUAUUUGUGGUCGACAGCAAUGAUCGAGAGCGAGUGAAUGAGGCCCGGGAGGAGCUGAUGAGGAUGCUGGCAGAGGAUGAGCUCCGGGAUGCUGUGCUCCUUGUCUUUGCAAACAAACAGGAUUUGCCUAAUGCUAUGAAUGCUGCUGAGAUCACAGACAAAUUGGGCCUGCAUUCUCUGCGUCAUCGCAACUGGUACAUUCAGGCCACCUGUGCCACCAGCGGGGACGGGCUAUACGAAGGCCUGGACUGGCUGGCCAACCAGCUCAAAAACAAGAAGUGAGAGCCAGGCAGCCCUACCCAACCACCCCAUCCACCCCUAACAUACCUACUCUCUCCCUGCCCAGCCCUACCCCUUCCUUGCCGGUGUGGCCAGGGCCCCGGGGAUCACGUCCGCAUGCCCAAAAAGAGCCUGUCUCUUCUGCCUCCCCACCUUUUCCUUGUCCACGACCAGUCCCCAAUUGCUGUCCUGAUGAUGAAUCAUUCCAAUUUAACAGAUUUAAAACAAAACAA
Messenger RNA from Pteronotus mesoamericanus, 1004 nucleotides. RefSeq names its product ADP ribosylation factor 3 (gene ARF3). The transcript is spliced from 5 exons. Gene Ontology annotation, cellular component: plasma membrane; cytoplasm. The record is from RefSeq and is a predicted model, not a curated record. Gene Ontology annotation, biological process: intracellular protein transport; vesicle-mediated transport. Gene Ontology annotation, molecular function: GTPase activity; GTP binding. NCBI's taxonomy places the organism in Eukaryota, Metazoa, Chordata, Mammalia, Chiroptera, Mormoopidae. Bases 229 to 774 code for a protein of 181 amino acids.